AUGCUUAAAGUGGUGUCUUUUGCAAAAAAAUUCCUCCAGCAAUGGCGUGUUGCUAACCAUUCCUUACCAAAAAUCACAGCUAAUUCCAGCAGACCGGAGAAUGAUACAUUGAAACCACCUACUAUAGCCGAGACUUUGGGGGUUCGGGAGGCCCUUUCUUGGAUUAAAGCUAAAUUUCCUGAGGUCCAAACCAUUGAAAUGGAUGCCCUUCUGGUUUAUAAUGCUCUACAGAAUGAUGAAGAGGACAAUUCUUACUUUGGUAUUCUUAUUGACGAGUGCCAUCUUUUUGUUAGAGAAUUAUCAAAUCUCAAAUUCAGCUGGGUUCAGAGAUCGGCUAAGCAACUAGCUCACACGCUUGCUAAGGCCGCUAGCUCAUUACAUGUUAAUGUUGAAUGGUCUUAUUUUCCGCCUUUGUUUAUUUCAAAUGUACUGUUUGCCGAUUUGAUGAAUGAAUAA
Fraxinus pennsylvanica is the source of this 456-nucleotide messenger RNA. The record is from the annotation of a GenBank genome assembly. NCBI's taxonomy places the organism in Eukaryota, Viridiplantae, Streptophyta, Magnoliopsida, Lamiales, Oleaceae.